Messenger RNA from Cyprinodon tularosa, 1360 nucleotides. RefSeq names its product queuine tRNA-ribosyltransferase 1 (gene qtrt1). NCBI's taxonomy places the organism in Eukaryota, Metazoa, Chordata, Actinopteri, Cyprinodontiformes, Cyprinodontidae. The transcript is spliced from 9 exons. Gene Ontology annotation, molecular function: tRNA-guanosine(34) queuine transglycosylase activity. Gene Ontology annotation, cellular component: cytosol. The record is from RefSeq and is a predicted model, not a curated record. Bases 36 to 1289 code for a protein of 417 amino acids.
ACUCUCGUUUCCUGCUUACGCUCGAACUGAGGAAUAUGUCUGCCACCAGAAACUCAGAAGCAGAUGGGAAUAUGAAAGAAAGCAGCAUGCAUUUUAAGAAAGCUUUAUCCGCAGCUCCGGCUCUCUCCCUGAAGAUUAUUGCCGAAUGCCCUGUGACCAAAGCAAGAGCCUGCGACCUGACUCUGCCUCACUGCACCGUCAGCACGCCGGUUUUUAUGCCUGUUGGGACUCAGGGGACCUUAAAGGGGAUCACUGUGGAUCAGCUGGAGGGUCUCGGUUGCCAGAUCUGUUUAGGAAACACAUACCACUUGGGUAUGAGGCCGGGAACGGAGUUGAUAGAGAAAGCCAACGGUUUACAUGGGUUUAUGAACUGGAAGAGAAAUCUUCUAACUGACAGUGGAGGAUUCCAAAUGGUGUCUCUUGUUGAACUAUCAGAGGUCACAGAGGAAGGAGUCAAAUUCAAGUCCCCUUAUGAUGGCAAAGAGAUCUUAUUGAGCCCUGAGAAGUCCAUCAGCAUACAGAACCGCCUGGGGUCAGACAUCAUGAUGCAGCUGGAUGAUGUGGUCAGUAGUACUGUGAAGGGACCGCGGGUGGAGGAAGCCAUGCAUAGAUCCAUUCGCUGGCUGGACCGCUGCAUAGCUGCUAAUAAACAUCCAGACAAACAGAACCUUUUCGCCAUCAUCCAGGGUGGACUCAAUGCCGAGCUCCGCAAGGCCUGUCUAGAUGAAAUGAUUCAGCGGGACGUUCCUGGGUUUGCCAUUGGUGGCUUGAGUGGAGGAGAGGAGAAGGACGAUUUCUGGCGGAUGGUCACACUGAGCACUGACUACCUGCCACGGGAAAAGCCUCGCUACCUGAUGGGUGUCGGGUAUGCUGUGGACCUGGUGGUGUGUGUCGCUUUGGGAUGCGACAUGUUUGACUGCGUCUUCCCAACCCGCACUGCAAGGUUUGGUUCUGCCUUGGUGCCUUGGGGGUCUCUUCAAGUGAAGCAGAAGCAGUAUGCCAAAGACUUUCAGCCCAUAGAUCCUGACUGCCUGUGCCCCACCUGCAAAAGACAUAGUCGGGCUUACCUGCAUGCUUUGUUCAAGAGUGACACCGCGGCAAUGCAUCACAUCACCAUUCACAACAUUGCCUACCAGCUUACUCUGAUGCGUUCCGUGAGGCAGAGCAUCAUGGAAGGCCGCUUCCCUGAGUUCAUACAGACAUUUAUGAAGCGAAUGUUUCCAUCCAGGGAUCAGUACCCCAGCUGGGCGGUGGAGGCUUUGGCUUCUGUCAACGUGACUUUGGAAUAGGACUUUUUAAGCCCAAAACUCCAAGUGGAGAAACCCGUCAACCAUGGACUAUAGGAAAAAAAAAAAAAAAA